AUGAAAAUACUGGGUAGAUACGGAGUUGAGGGAGAGACGCCAGACGUGCGUCGCGCGGCACUGCGCUGCGUCGCGAACGCCCUUCUACUGGAUGACAAAAUGCGUCAGAUUUUCGCAGACACAGGAUAUGGAAGCAAAUUAGCUGAGAUGCUCAAGCAAAUAAUUCGGCAUGCAAAGCAAUUUCCCAAGUCUGGCAAAAAGCCUCUGGUUCAAAUUGACGAGCUGGCACUCACUGACACGUUGAAGUUGAUAUUCAACGUCUCAAAGGUCUAUCCAGAUCUUUCCGCAACCUUCUCUCCUUCUAUUCCUUAUAUAUUCAAGAUCAUUAGCCGCAUUGACAUUCCGCCUAAACCUCUAGACGGCUUAUUGGGAUACCUCCUCAACUGCCUGUCAACUCUCGAUCUCGAGAAUAAGAAGGGAAAGCACUUCGAGAGCAGUCCCAUCUUCCCGACGUUCAACCAAAACUGCAACGUUGACAAGCUCAUCAACAUUCUUGAUCAAGCAGUAUCUGCAUAUGACGCCCAGGACCUCGCAACGAAGGCCAUCCCUCUUCUCCACACACUUGUGACCAUCUACGAAGUGGCACCUGAUGGGCCACGUAAAUACAUGCAGUGGCUCCUCCUGCCGGAAGACAGUGAUAGAAAACAGCCAAUUGGCAAAUCAGAUACGCUAUCUUCCAAGCUGCUGCGACUGUCAACCACGCCAUACCAGAAUCUGAAAAUCGCGAUCUCCGAGCUCAUGUUCGUUCUCUCCGGCAAAGACGCAGAGAACCUGACAAAGAACAUCGGAUACGGUUUUGCCGCCGGAUUGCUAGCCUCUCGUGGUAUUGAGAUACCACAAUCUGCGAGUGAAGCUUUUGCAACCAAUUCGAAUAGCUUCGACCCAGAGAUUAACCCUAUCACUGGCCAACGAUGGGAUGCCGAGAAACAGGACACGGGCCCGCCAAUGUCCAGAGAGGAGAAGGAAAGGGAAGCAGAGAGGUUAUUCGUGCUUUUUGAGAGGUAA
This is a messenger RNA of Aspergillus fumigatus Af293, 1005 nucleotides long. Lineage: Eukaryota; Fungi; Ascomycota; Eurotiomycetes; Eurotiales; Aspergillaceae. The record is from RefSeq and is a predicted model, not a curated record.